AAAUUCUCAUAUUAUUUAUGAUUAGAAUUUAAAGGAAUUUAUUAGAUUUUGUAAGAUAAAAUUAUCCCGUAUUUUUAAAAAUGUUUGUUUUCAUUGUAUUUACUUUGUGUAUAUUAAUUACUGCUAUAAUUAUAUCAUUUUAUUAUCGAUAUUAUUACUUAAAACGAAAUCUUUGUCAAACAAAAUGCUUCAAGACCACGAUCGUUCGUCAAUCAAAUCAAAAUAAUUUAGAUACAACAUUAAUUAAUGAUUCAUUAGUUUUUUCGCCUAACAAUGUUUCAAAAAAUGGCAUUUCAUCACAAGCCAAUGAUAAUAAUCUAGUUCAUAAUCGUUUUCGGUUCAGAAGUUCACCAGUGAAUUAUAUUUCGCCGCAUUCAAUUUAUGGAUAUGCGCCAUCAAAAAUUGGUAAUAGUUUCAAAAAUGAAAAACCUAAAGCUACCCGACAGUUUACUGUCAAACUAUCGCCUUUUCCAUUGGAAACUUUGUCAUCAAAUAUUUUCACCAACCGUUCGGCUAUUGUAAAAUCUGUAGAAAAUAAUGAUUCGAUAAAUUCUGGUCAAAAUGUCGAGUUCUCAAUAAAUGAAAGUUCAACUACUGUUUCAAAUGCAAAAGAAGCAUCAUCAAUCAAAAUUGUUAAUUGGGGUGCUUCUAACAGCAAAAAACGACCGAUAAUUGAUGAUCAUGAAGAUCUAGGUACUAAGAAAUCUCGAAACAAUCAUGAUGAAGAUGAUUAUCAUGUAGAUGAUGAUUAUGAAGCAAAUGUAGAUAUAGAUUCUGGACUUUCAUCCACCACAUCAACGAACAACAAUAAGAAUGAUAAAACUUUAAAACGAAGUACAAAUGUUUUGGAUAAUGAAAAUCAAUUCAUAAUUCCUAAAAAACGUGUUCGUAACAACGAAAUCCUAAGUUCAUAUAGUUCGACUAAUUCUAACUUACAAACUAAAUUGGCUGUCAACAAACGGAAAUCUUCGCCGGAAACACCAUUGUCAUCAAUAUUAUCGAAUAAUAAUGAAGAAUGUAAAACGAAAAAACUAACUCAUAUUGAAGAAUUAGAAUUGAUGACAUCUCAGGUGAAGCCGUCAUCUUAUAAUGUAUUUUUAGCCGUUGCGGAUUCUGGGAAUGAAACUAUUGGCAGGAAAAGUUCUAAUUCUAAAAAUAUGAAUAUUCCGGAUGGUAUAGAUGAUGAUGAUGAUGAUGAUGAUAUAGAUGAUGAUGGUGAUGAUGAAGAAUGUAAUAAUGAUGAUCACCUGACCACUGAAAUUGAAAUUGAAAGUGCUGACGCUAAAGAAGCCGAUCAAAUGAUAGAAGUGAGUCCCGAAAAUGAUGAUGCUGUUGAGUCAACUAAUAUAAUGGAUGUUGCUGAAACUGAGAUAAAUGUUCAGCAGCCUAACGACGAUGAACGUUUAUAUCCGAUACCAACCUAUGUAUUCUCAAUCAAAGAUCAUGAGCAUGAUAAGAAAAAGAAUAAAAACCGAUUGAAUCGUUUCAUGGAAGCCGUGCAACAAGCUAAUCAAGAAUUAAAAGAUGAUUUGGAUAAAACAUUAGAUACUACAUCGCAACGGCAAUUAUUACCAUCAAAAUCUUCUGCAUUUCAGCCUAUUGAACCAUCGACAAAACGAACAAUAACUGCCGAAAAUGUUCUCAAUACAUCAACAACUAAGAAUAUAACUACAAUCAAUUCUUAAAAUUUUAACUGUUAUUGCGUUAUGAUUCUAAAUAAAUUAUUUAUGUUAACCUCCACCAGUUAGGUGUAAUUUGAAACAAAACAAGAGAAUCAAAUGAACGAUAAAAUGAUA
Dermatophagoides pteronyssinus (European house dust mite) is the source of this 1796-nucleotide messenger RNA. RefSeq lists its product as uncharacterized. NCBI's taxonomy places the organism in Eukaryota, Metazoa, Arthropoda, Arachnida, Sarcoptiformes, Pyroglyphidae. The record is from RefSeq and is a predicted model, not a curated record.